Ixodes scapularis (black-legged tick) is the source of this 1325-nucleotide messenger RNA. Its product is annotated as tetraspanin-33. Lineage: Eukaryota; Metazoa; Arthropoda; Arachnida; Ixodida; Ixodidae. The record is from RefSeq and is a predicted model, not a curated record. Gene Ontology annotation, cellular component: membrane. The transcript is spliced from 4 exons. Bases 1 to 1005 code for a protein of 334 amino acids.
AUGGCGAGUCUGGGGUGGCGUUCCGGCGGCAACACUCCGGACGUCGGCCUGAGCGAGAUGACGCUGGUGCUGGACGUGAACCCGUACGUGCGCUACCCGCUGGUCAGCUUCAACAUCCUCUUCUGGCUGCUGGGUCUCGGCUUCAUCUUCACGGGCGUCUACGCCUACUUCGACGCCUGGACCAAUCCUCCCGCGUCCGGCAGGUUCAAGCUGGACUACAACAUCUACAGGCACGUAGAGUCCUGCGCUUCAUCGGCGCCUUUAUCCGUCAACGAGUUGAUGAACUACGGGCGACGCAGCGUGAUGCUGGUGAACAUCGAGACGACGGUGACGGUGGUCGGCGUGGUCCUGGUGUCGGUGUCCUUUUGCGGCUGCGUGGGCGCCCUGCGCGAGAACACCUGCCUGCUGAGCACCUACUCGCACGUGGUGACGGCCCUGCUGCUGCUGAACCUCAUCCUGGGCCUGCUGGUGUUCUUCCUGCCAUCGCAGGUGAAGCGCACGCUCCGCUCCACGCUCAGCAGCAACCUCGUGCUCCACUACAGGGACAACCCGGACCUGCAGUGGAUCAUCGACAGCAUCCAGGAAGACCUCAAGUGCUGCGGCCUGUCGGACAAGAGCUUCCGCGACUGGAACGACAACAUGUAUUUCAACUGCUCCCGUUCCAACCCGAGCUACGAACGCUGCUCGGUGCCUCACUCCUGUUGCAAGCGCAACGACUCCCAUCAAGUGGUGAGCCUGUUCUGUGGCCGGGGCGUGCUGAACCAGACUGACUAUGACGCGUGGGAGUCGGUGUACAUGGGUAACUGCAUCGACGCCACACAUCGGUACCUGCGCGAGAACGUGACCCUCAUCACGGGCAUGUGCCUCGUAUUUGUCAUCCUGCUCGCCUUCGUGCAGAUGGUCACGCAAGCCCUGGUGGACGAAAUCAAUGUCAUACGUAACAUCUACAAUAGGUUCUACGAACGAGUCUACGACAUGCGGGAGGCAGAGCGAAUCACCGAGUAGUGACGGCCACUCAAGGGCAGAUGCAGGUGCUUCCAGAUUCUACCCCUCUUUUCCCAGAACAUGUCCCUCUGAAUCCGCCACUGCAGCCGCUCGGGACAAAGCGUGUGUAUCAGUACUGUCGGGUUCGACUCGAGUUAAGGCACGUAACACUGUUUAUUUAGGGUCUUUACGUGGUUACAUAAUAUGCACAUCUUGCUCACUCGAGCAAUGACCCAAAAGGUCGGCCGCUCUCGCUAGAGUUCACCUGGUGGCGCCCUCCCGUUGCAAUGGUGCACACAACAAAUGCCAUAUAGAAGGCAAGGUCUUUUCUCUCUCCCCCA